AUGUUACCUCAUUUGCUAUUCUUUCUUAUCUACCUGCCAUUCUGCUAUUAUCUUCUUUAUUACCUUGUCUCCAUUGCUCUUAUUAAAUUGCCUUUCUUGUCAUUUUUAUCUGCCUGCCUUUCUUAUCAUUCCAUCUGCCUUUCUUUCUUAUCUGCCUGCCUUUCUUAUCAUUCCAUCUGCCUUUCUUUCUUAUCUGCCUGCCUUUCUUAUCAUUCCAUCUGCCUUUCUUUCUUAUCUGCCUGCCUUUCUUAUCAUUCCAUCUGCCUUUCUUUCUUAUCUGCCUGCCUUUCUUAUCAUUCCAUCUGCCUUUCUUUCUUAUCUGCCUGUCUUUCUUAUCAUUCCAUCUGCCUGUCUUUCUUAUCAUUCCAUCUGCCUGUCUUUCUUAUCAUUCCAUCUGCCUGUCUUUCUUAUCAUUCCAUCUGCCUGUCUUUCUUAUUACUUCAUCUGCCUUUCUGUCUUAUCUGCCUGCCUUUCUUAUCAUUUCAUCUUCCUUUCUUUCUUAUCUGCCUGCCUGUCUUAUUAUUUCAUCUAAAUGCCUUUCUCUCUUAUUGCUUCAUCUAA
This is a messenger RNA of Acanthosepion pharaonis, 561 nucleotides long. The record is from the annotation of a GenBank genome assembly. NCBI's taxonomy places the organism in Eukaryota, Metazoa, Mollusca, Cephalopoda, Sepiida, Sepiidae.